AUGAACUCGUUCUACUACGAAAACGUCCUCGGGGCGCUCACCAAGAAGCCCGAUGUCGGCAUCCCGCCCAUCCCGCCGCACCUGCACCACCCCGAGCAGUCGACCCAGUACGGCCACACCUACCUCUGGGUCGUCUUCGCCAUCAUGGCCGUCUCGUCGGUCUUCUUCUUCAUCACCUCGCAGCGCGCCUCGUACCGCUACCGCCUGAUGCACACCACCACCUUCUUCAUCACCGCCAUCGCCGCCCUCUCCUACUUUGCCAUGGCCACCGGCGUCGGCAAGGACUUUGUCAACGUCGGAACCAAGAACGACCCCCGCCCGCGCGAGUUCUUCUACGCCCGAUACAUCGACUGGGCCUUCACCACGCCGCUGCUCCUGCUCGACCUCACCUUCCUUGCCGGCCUCCCCGUGGCCGAGAUCAUCGUGCUGAUCAUCGCCGACCUGGUCAUGAUCAUCACUGGUGUCAUUGCCGGCUUCCACCCCGUCAAGACUGGCAAGUGGGGCUUCUUCGCCUUUAGCUGCAUCGCCCUCGUCUGGAUCAUUAUCCAGCUCGUCACCUCGGGACGCUCGACGGCCUUCCACCGCGGACCCAAGGUCGGCGGCCUGUACAACCAGGUCAGCCUGGCGCUCGUCGUCGUCUGGUCGCUCUACCCCGUCGCGUUUGCCCUGUGCGAGGGCACGGGCAAGCUGUCGGCCGACAAGGAGAUCCUCUUCUUUGCCAUCCUCGACGUCAUCGCCAAGCCCGUCUGGGGCGCCUGGCUCCUCUUCGCCACCCCCGACGAGGGCCACGUCCUCGUCCCCGAGAGCCUCUGCGCCCCCGCUGGCAGCCCCGGCGGUGGCGGAUACGGCGCCAUCUCGUCGGAGCCCCGCGCCGAGGACGCCUAA
Pseudozyma flocculosa PF-1 is the source of this 885-nucleotide messenger RNA. RefSeq lists its product as uncharacterized. NCBI's taxonomy places the organism in Eukaryota, Fungi, Basidiomycota, Ustilaginomycetes, Ustilaginales, Ustilaginaceae. Gene Ontology annotation, biological process: monoatomic ion transport. The coding region runs from base 1 to 885 and encodes 294 amino acids. Gene Ontology annotation, molecular function: monoatomic ion channel activity. Gene Ontology annotation, cellular component: plasma membrane; endoplasmic reticulum. The transcript is spliced from 2 exons. The record is from RefSeq and is a predicted model, not a curated record.